Molecule: messenger RNA, 5493 nt
Organism: Cheilinus undulatus (humphead wrasse)
Lineage: Eukaryota; Metazoa; Chordata; Actinopteri; Labriformes; Labridae
Gene: clybl
Product: citrate lyase beta like
Exons: 8
Coding region: 1-1032 (343 amino acids)
Biological process (GO): regulation of cobalamin catabolic process
Molecular function (GO): (S)-citramalyl-CoA lyase activity
Source: RefSeq, a predicted model, not a curated record
AUGGCGGCGCACAUCACCAGAGCUGUGAAACGACUUGUCCCACAGGAGAGCGGCUGGCUCCUGCCCGCAGCCUGGCAGUUGUGUACCGAAGCAUGGCGUCAUCACCAUCACUCUUCAAGCCCCUCGCUGCGCUACGUACCCCGCAGGGCCGUUCUCUACUGCCCCGGCAAUGAUGAGCGAAAAUUGAGGAAACUGGCCUCACUGGAUGUUGACUGUGCCGUCUUAGACUGCGAGGAUGGUGUAGCCCUCAGCAAAAAGACAGAAGCAAGGGAGACCAUCCCCAAGAUGUUAGCAGAGCUGGACCUGGGCCGAACAGAGAAGUGUGUGAGGGUGAACUCGGUGUCCAGUGGUUUAGCUGAGGCUGACCUGCAUGUCAUCCUGCAGGCCGAAGUUCUCCCUCCUGCGAUCAUGCUGCCUAAAGUGGAAGACACUCAGGAGGUGCAGUGGUUUGUUGACAGGUUUCAGCACAACUUGAAAGGACGGCCGCUGACAGAACCCAUCCGCCUGGUCACCUUUGUGGAAACCGCUGUGGGCCUGCUCAAUUUUAAGGUGGUGUGUGAAGAAAUCCAUCGACUUGCUCCUGCUGCUGGUCUCCACCAUGAUGGUGUGGUGUUUGGCUCUGAUGACUUCUGUGCCAGUAUAGGUGCCACUCGAACCAAAGAUGCCAGGGAGCUCCUUUAUGCAAGGCAGAAGGUGGUGGUGACCACCAAAGCGUUUGGGCUGCAGGCCAUCGACCUGGUCUACAUCGACUACAAAGACGUGGAGGGGCUGAGGCGACAGGCCAGAGAGGGAGCACUCAUGGGAUUUACAGGUAAGCAGGUGAUCCACCCAGGGCAGAUCCAGGCUGUGCAGGAGGAGUUCUCCCCCAGUCCAGAGAGGGUCGAGUGGGCCAAAGAGCUCAUCGCUGCUUUUGACCAGCACCAAAAGGAGGGGAAGGGUGCGUUCACCUUCCGUGGCAGCAUGAUCGACAUGCCCUCAGUGAAGCAGGCACAGAACAUCCUCUCACUCUCUGCUGUGGUGCCCGAGAAAUGACACGGCGGAUGUCAGGAAACACAGAGAACCACACGACUCUGCCCUGACAGGAGAGGUCAAUGGACACUGGAAAUGCUGCAGGUUUCAUGAACAAAUAGAGCACUUUUAAGGCUGUAAAACUCUACAGUGGUGAAAGUUGGGGCUAAGUUUUUAGGAACUGUUGAAAUGUUUUUAUUAAAUUCACAUGAUUGUCGUGACAUUUCCGGAGGGGAUGAUUAUGUUAAAAUAUACCUUUAGAUGUUUUCAACACUUUAAAAACUCCACAUAGUGAGCAUAAACAGCAGUCUUGAAGCAUGCGUGGAGGAUUAUUCCACUGUGUGGGCACUUUCUUGGCACACUCUGAAGUGUGUGCGCGGCCCUGUCACUCUCCAGUGUGUGUCCCAGGUCAUGAUGAAUGCUCUCCCAUCUCCGCCGUCCAGGCAGCUGGGCGAAAAGGGUAAACAAACACAACAAGCCACUGUUGUUGGAUCUAUUCAUUAGGCCCCAGUCCUCCAGUCAAGGCCUCAGCCCCCCACCCGCCCAGGCCCUGACUACCAAACAUCAAAGUCUCACUCACUUAAAAAAAAAAAAAAACACCCAGACUGAAGUGCGUAAACUCACCAUUUAGCUUUUUUGUGUGUCAGCCUCCUUAGUAAAGACAUGCAGCUCGCUCUGUGGCAGCUGCAGGCCUGCGGUCUUGAUGGAGAAGGCGUGCGGCGUCAGACACACCAUGACCUGCACGAAAAAUAAACACUGCAUACAUGCACACGCUGCGGCACUGUUCCACUACUGAUCUCUUAUUUAACACCAACUUCCACUUACAUUUACAGCCACUGCUUCUACAUUACACUCACUUCUGUGUUGGCUUUUUAACAUGAACAUUGAACUGAUUUUAUGACAGGAGGAAUAAGCAACUACUGGAAAAUCUACAUUAAGUAUGAAGAAUUUAUGUACUUGCACAUAGAUAUUACAUAGAAAGUGCAGUUAUUAGUCAACUGAUUCAAAAAUAAAGAUUAAAUAAAACAGAAAAUACCCCAGAGAAUGACACAGAGCAGUAUUUAAUUAUGACAACAAAAACAAUGUCCCAGAAUAGGUGAACCUCCCAAUUUAACAACAUGCAGUAUGUUAAUUUGCCCCUCUUUACACAUUUUUAAUCAUAACUUUUUUACAUAAAACACAAGAAUUAGCUCCAAAAAGGUGUUUUAAGCACCAUCACGUAUCAUUAAAAUUGAAAAGAAACUUAGUGCCCCAAUUAGAGUGAGUGGCUCAGAGCAGCAUCAAGUUUAAAUGGUUUCUAACCUUUGGAUGGACAUCAACAUUGCAGUUAUUGCUGCAAGUGAAGCCAAAAUAAGAAAAAAAGAAAUUGUUGUUUCAACUUAAUAAGAGCUGAAUUUGAAACUUCAAGUUGAGAUGACUUGGUAUUGACUCAGAUAACUCCUAUAUUUAAGGCACCAGCAGUAACCACUGCACUAGGUCGUCACUUCUAUUAGCUUUAUCGUAAUUUAACACAUCAACUCUCAUGUAAGGUAUCCUUUUGACUUAUUUUUAUGUUUCAGUUCACUUACUUUUGUCAGCUGGAAAACUAUAAGGUUUUUAACUGAAACAUGAAUAUGCGUCAAAAGGAUAAACGUUAUAAAAGGGUUGACAAAAACAUUCUGUAAACCUAUGGGGCUUUUCCAUCAUGACUUUUGGCCAUGCUGAUCCAAACCAAGCCAUGCCGAUGUACGUUUCCAUCGCCAGUUUGGCCUCGCCGGGCUAUAUCCGCCUCCAAGCGCUGCGGUGACGUCAAAGCGGCUCGUCACCAUUUGGGGACGCCUCGUAGACGUGUUUAAGUAGCAACCGCUGCACCAAACUUUUAAAUACCUGCUGGAUUACUAAUAGAAGAAGAAGAAACUUUGGAGUACAAACAGUAGGUGUUUUUUCUUCCUCUGGGGGAGCAAAACAGUGCGUACUGAAGCACAGCUGUUUAACAUUAAAACACCACGUCAUCAGCGCUAGAGGCAUCCUCAAAUGGGUAGCUGAGUCAAACCAAGUAGAUGUAGGAAGUUAACUAAAUUGAAAAGCUUUUUUUAUUACAAUGCUAAAUUAGCUUUACUUAACAUUUUGAAUUCAGUCAACUUAAAAUGCAAGCUUUUUAAAGUUACAACAACUAGAUCUUUUUUUAUAGUGUAUGUCAGUAUUAUGUGCUGUUAAAUAAUAAAUGAACUUCCAUACAAACAAGUAGUGAUGCAUGAUGUUGAAUUUUUACCCACAUCUAAUAUACUGAUGUUUACCAAUUUAUCUGAUGCAGUUAUCAAUGAUGAUUUUUGAAUAUGUAUCUCAUACCCAAAAUGUAAAACAUACUUAAAAGUCUGAUGAACCAAGAAACAACAUUCAGUCCUUAAAAUUUAAGGAAUGAGAAUGAACAAAGAAAAGGACUUUGGCUGACAUUGAUCUGCUGGGCCAGCCUUAAAUUCCACAAACUUAACCGUACGUACAGCGGAUAUUUAAAGCUGAUGUUUUGGUUGCAAAUGUUAGCAGAAAUGUUUUCCAGUAUCAUACCGAUUACAUCGUGUAUCCCUAUAAAGGGACAACAAGGGCCUUAGAAAUCCACUGGAUUCCUCAAACUCAUCAUAUUCUUGCAUCUCAGUCUUACUGGUUGAAAUGGAAACACUCUCUGUUCAUGAGGCCGUAUGAUUGGCUCUUGACCUCUUUUGAUUGCACAACACCACCAAAACCUGGUCCUUCCUGUCCACAAUUUUUUUGGCUUUUCAAAAUAAAACACAAGAAAUUAUUUCCGAAGAAGUUUCUAGAUAUUUGAUGUGCCACAACAUGAUGUUCAAAAUCAAACAACUAGGAAACAAAUAUUCAUGGUUUCUAACUUUAACUUGCACAACAAAGAUAAAUAAAGACUUCAAAAAUGUGGUAUUUUAUCAUCACCAGUAAGUAGACCCACUUUUAACAGCUUUACAUUGUAACUUUUCAAAACAAAAGCUAGGAAUUAACUCCAGGAAAAUUCCCUUUAGCAAAAUCUCAAAAAAGAAAUCUCAAGGAAAUCUCAAAAAGAUGUUUGAGAUGGCGUAUAAACAACAAACCUUUUAAAAUUCAUGCAACCAAGGGCAAGUAGCUUGUAGCAGCGACCAAUUUUAAAGGUUGUUUAAAAUGACCCACAACACACUGUUCUUUCUGAAUGCUAAGCUGAACAAGAAAAGUUUGAAUUAAAACAAACAGUGUGACAUGCACAAAAACUGAUUAAACAUCACAUAAACAAAAGGUGAAGAACAUUGGAAAUGUAUCCUGCAUUUGUUUCCUUGAGCCUUCUCCACUCCUACACCUCAGUCUGUACCUCUUACAUUGAAAUAGAAACAUUACACUCUUUUCAUCAGUCAGUAAGAAGGAGCAUUAACCUUUUUUGUAUUUGCAUAAUCAGAAACGAGUACCCCUACUCACAUCCCCUUUCAAAAUAAAACAAUAGAAUUAACUCUCAAGGAAGUUCCUCGAAGUUGUUUGAAAUGCCGCCUCAUCCUCAGAUUCAAACAACUUUAUUAAUCCCACUACAGUGAGUGGCUUAAAUCAGCUUUAAUAUAAAGAAAUACAGCGGCGUACUGACAACGAUAGAUUUGAACAAGGUAAGUUAAAUGAUGGCUUUGUGCAGUGAUUUUUUUGUGUACGUCUGACAUCCGCAGACAGUGAAGUGGGUGAAGUGGGUGUGAUGUUUGAGUGAGACAGAUUAGUGGCCAUGUUGCUCCAGCAGACCAGGACCGAGGCUUUGUCUCUCUGACUGCGGAUGGGAGGAUAAUUGGGGGGGUGUUGAAUGCUUAAUAGUGCCAUUGGUGACCAUGGUAAUGAAAGGCACCACACCUCCCCUACCCCACCUCGUCCACCCAUCUCUUCCUCUCUCUCCCCCUCUCACUCUCUCUCUCUCUCUCUCUCUCUCUCUCUCGAACUGUAUGAGCUAUUGUGUCUGGGGCAGGACGCCGGUCUGUGCCAGGGCCAGGCCAGACAAAAAAGAUCGAAACCACUCCUGCGCCCAGCCAAAGACCCCAACAGUAAGCUGUCUCGUUGGCAUUUGGCCACAUACUUCUCUCACCCCUGGCUCACUUUAUUUUCCUGUCGGGAAUUCACAUUCGGCUUGUUUGUUUGUUUUCACCAGAUCUACUAUUAUACCCUACAAACCUGCUAUUAUGUUUGACUUUGAUGAAAUAAAUCCACAGUUAUUGUUUGGGUGAGGCCCGUUUGGAGGCUGCUGCAGAUCUUUAAAAUCAAUGCUGGACUGGAGAGGUUUUAUUUACUCAUCAGUUACAGAUUUUGCGGGUUGCGAGCGGCCUGAACUCAUCAUUUUAAUCUUAAAAUGUAUCUUGAUUUGUGCUGUGUCAUUAAACCAGUAGUGUCUGGCUGUGUGACAUUUUAAACAUUCUCUAAUGUAUUUUUGUUGCGAUCAAGUCUGACACUAAGACAUAAAAAGAUGCAAGAUUAAACUGUAUUUGAAUCUUUUAUGUAGAA